This is a messenger RNA of Physella acuta, 1712 nucleotides long. RefSeq names its product ubiquitin-conjugating enzyme E2 L3. The record is from RefSeq and is a predicted model, not a curated record. Lineage: Eukaryota; Metazoa; Mollusca; Gastropoda; Physidae.
CAACAAUUAGUUAACUGCUCUUGAAUGAAAAUAAAUUGUAGGGGGCGUAUAAGGUUGAAUCCUAUGAAAAUGGCUGCGACCAGGCGGCUUCAAAAGGAACUAGGGGACCUAAAAUCACCAAGUUCUGUUCUCAAGAAAUCUUUUCGAGACAUAUGUGUAGAUGAGUCUAAUAUACUCCUGUGGCAUGGAUUAAUAGUUCCAGAAAAUCCUCCGUAUAAUAAAGGGGCUUUCAAAAUAGAAAUUGCAUUUCCUGCUGAAUAUCCAUUCAAACCACCCAAAGUGAUUUUCAAGACAAAAAUUUAUCAUCCUAACAUUGAUGAAAAAGGCCAAGUGUGUCUACCUAUCAUUAAUGCAGAAAACUGGAAGCCAGCUACAAAAACAGACCAAGUGGUGAGUUCUCUGAUUGCUUUAAUCAACGACCCUGAACCAGAACAUCCUCUCAGAGCAGAUCUAGCAGAAGAAUAUACCAAGGACAGGAAAAAGUUUAUGAAAAAUGCUGAAGAGCACACAAAAAAGUUUAGUGAAAAAAGACCAGCUGAUUAGUAAUUCCUCAAUGCCAGUUGUAAAAUCCAGCCAACUUUUAAAGUAUGACAAAAUGCUUUUGGACUGAAACAUUGAUUAUGGUGAUGUACAUUUUCCCUUGAGCUUUCUCCUAAGAAACUAUCUACUGAUGAGACCAAGUUGUGUAGAAGAAUUGUGUGCAGUCCAGCUGAGUUGAUUCAGAUGAACAUGUAGUAUUGUAUAAGGCACUGGCACAUUUACUGCUUUAAUCUCUUUAUGUCUGACCGACCAUUUCAUUGUUUUACUCAUUUCAAUUGUGACUUCUCAGGACCCAAGACGUUGGUAGCUAUUUCAUGCCUUCAGAGAAAAUAAGUUCUAAUCAUAUAUUUUGUUUAGCAUCUCUCAUUUAGUUUCAUAGAAAUGAAAAUGGUUUACAUUUAAUGGACUGCCAAUUUAGAUGUUACAGACAUUAUUUUAUAUAUUUUACACUAAAUAGUUUUUAGCAUUAAGACUAGCUCUACAAUCAACAAUAAUGGGUGUCUAUUGUGUUCAAGCUUAUUUUUCUUAAUUUGUAGCUGAACUUUAUUAAUAAAACCUAACUUCAACUGAGAAAAUCACUACGCCUAAUUAUACAUUUUUUCCAGCUUAAAAAAAUUUUAGUUACCUUUUGGUUGCUUUGUAAUAGGUUGCUUUUUAAAUUGUGUUGUUCUUUGUUUAAAUAUUGUGACUGCUGUAUUGGAAAUCAUUUUUAUCAGAUUUACAGUACCGGAGUACUGUUAAUUAUCAACCUUAGUUUUGUUUCUUGAAAACUAUCUGAAUAAUAUAAAGGAUGGAAGUAAAAUAUGAGACCCUUUCUUUCGAAUAGCAUGUCUUGUUUCAACUCACUAGCAAGCAUUUUUUUCUAGUUAUUUUGUGACUUCUCUUAGUCCACUUGUUCGAGCUUGUUUUUUUAACGUAAAUGGUUUCACCAGUGUUUAAACAAUAUGGUAAACAUAUUGUCUGUCAGCUUGGCUGUCAACAGGGGAAAGGCAUGUAUGACUGCAUUCUUGUCAUUGUUAUUCUGUUGUGCAUGUGAGGUGAAUAUCUCUGAGGUGUGCUUUAGCCCAGGUAACGCCUUAAUGAAUGUCCUAACCAUUUUCAUGUUACAUGUACAGUUUUUAGAUUGUUAUUUAAAUGUUUAUUUAUAUACGUAAUAAACUUGAACUUGCUGC